AUGGUCUUCUACAAAAGGGCCCCGGUGCCCUCGGUGCCGGACCCAAACAUCCGCGACGAAAAUACCACGGUCUGGAUGAUCAAGGCUACAGGCGAGAUAUUCACCGAGUAUGACAAGUACACGAACAGGUUGGACUUUUAUCGCAAGAAGCAAUUCACGAACCAAAUUACUGGCCAAGGCAACCUUUCCUUCUUUGACGCGUUAGAGGCAGAGGACGAAGAUGCUCGUGAAAUCAGGAGUAUAUUUCCCGGACCUUUGCGGUUUCAAGUAUGCCGGAAGGUUCACCAUUCGACAAUUCCCCGCCUCGAGGAGCUGGUGACUCGCGUCCACGCCGAUUUGAAGGACGACUACUAUCCCGGUGAGCAUGUCAUUGCUCAGAUCGACGAGAGUGCGGACAAGCGCCAGCCCGGUGUCAUUCGCGAUAAGAUCACGUUUUCGCCGUCCGUAGACAUAAGGAGCCACCCGACACUGCACCAGCCGCCACUGUCCCGUUACUUUGUCACCGUGCAGCACGAGGAUGGCCAGUCCAAUGAUAUGCUUCUGGAUAGCAAACGGCUGUCAAGGGAUCGCAGAACGUACUCGAGGUCAAUCUUGCGAAGCUUUAUCAGAAACAUCGCCCACAGCGAGAACUACAAGGGUGCGCCGUGGCAAGUGAAACCGGAGCUUGUCCAGCAGUUUAAGCUACCCGAAAAGGUCCCAUACGCUUUGACCGCACAAGGAAUUGCAGAAGCCAAGAGAAACGUCAUGAAGAACGAAAACACAACUUUCUUCAAUUACUACCGGGGCCCAGGUAAUGAACUCCAGCGCCAGCCUCCACAGACCGUCGCUUUUCAACAAACCAUGUUCCCUCCACCCCCACCCGCCACUGGCGUGUUCAGACCAGGACCCGGCGUUCCAGCUCCACCUCCGUUCCAGCAACCUCUAGGCCCCAACGGUACUCCACCCAUCCCGAUGAAUGGUCAAUACGGCCCACCUCAGCAUCAAAUCACCAUUCCCUCCCGGCCGCCACCCGCUCACGCCCCGCCGCGGCCGGCUCCCAUCAAGUACCCCAUAGAGGAUCUUCUCAUCCAGCCUAAACGUAACGGACUCCAGCGACCGGCGCUCAAAUUCUUGUCCGAUGAUGUCCCUGAAGGCGCCGAGCCUCCAGCGGAGCCGCUCGGCAUUGAGAUGAAGUCUGUAGGAGAUCUCUUGUUCGUUUGGCAGACUCUCAACGUUCAUGCCGAAGUCUUUAUUCUGGACUCAUUCACCGUGGAUGACUUCAUUGAAGCGCUUGGUUACCACGGAGAUGCUACGGGCUGUGAGCUUCUUGUUGAGAUGCACUGUGCUGUCUUGAAACAGCUGGUGGAUGAAAAGGGCCACAUCAAGGUCCUUUCGGAUUUGGCUUCCGAGUUCUCCCAGGACAUUGAACCGGAGGAGGAGGAGGAGGAGGAGGAGGCCGAAGAAGAUACCAAGUCACCAACGCCAGCCCGCUCGGAGACUCCACCUGCCAGGCGUACCCGCGCAAGCUUGAGCAAGUUGCAAGCUCAAGAACUGGCUGAGCCGGAGCCGGAGAAAGAGGCUGCGCCCGAGAAGACUAACCGUGCGUCAGAAUUGCUUUCCCAAUUUGACUGGAUCGAUCACCUGGCGCGACGCAGCUUCAUGGAUGGAGGUUGGCAGUCGAUUUUGGUUGGUGCGCUGCGCCAGGCAUCCCUCAAUCCUCGUCGCAAGGAGGUUUGCGAGAAGAUCCUUGCUCACCUUGUGCCCUCGGACUUGGAUCCUGACCCCGAAACCGUCGCCCUUCAGUACAACACACUGGACAUCAACUUCCGCAUUGCCAUUCUGGGCAUCAUAACACAGUACGCCACCUUCACGGACGCUGUUCGCACCUACAUGCAGACCUGCAAUGUCAACAUGACCGCAAUCCGAAACCAGAAGAUGGAACAGCAGAAGAAGCGGAAGGAGUACCAGGCAGAUCUGGCCCAACUGGAGCAGAAGAGAAAGAUGGAUUAUCCAGCAACUUUGUCUGUCUCGCCCCCUGCUGAAACCAAUGGCGAUGUCAGCAUGUCUGGUGUCACAGAACCCGACACCCAUGCUGAGCAUGAAGGCGGGGAAGACGAGGAGGGCGCCCGCCGCCUCCGCCGCGCCAACAGCCGCAAGCGGAAACACGAAGAUGAGACUACCCGGAAGGAGAGGGAGCGUAAGGAGAAGGAAGAGGCCGAGAGAGCCAAGCAGAGGAACGCCUAUCGCGAGCUGCUGAAGAAAAUCGACAAGACGAAUGAUGCUAUCAGGACCUGCGAGGCGGAAAUCAAGAAAUUCGACGAGGAACUCCGAGAGAACCAGUGCCAGCAAUUACGGUGUCUUGGCAAGGAUCGAUUCUGCAAUACCUAUUGGUGGCUCGAGCGAUGGGGAAUGCCACUCGGUGGCCUUCCUACCAGUUCCACUGCUGAAUAUGGCUACGUCAACGGUCGCCUUUGGAUCCAGGGACCGGAUCCUCUUGACAAGCCUCUUCUGGAACACGAAAACUCCGAAGAUGAGAGGGAGUACAAGGCACUCACUGGCAUGUCUAAGAAGGAACGCCGCGAUGUGGAGGAAGGCCCCGUGCACUUGACCGACUCGAUGCAAUGGGGUUACAUCGACAACCCUGAAGACGUACAGAAGAUCCACGAAUGGCUGGAUGACCGUGGCCACCGUGAGUUGAAGCUUAAGAAAGAGCUCGGCAUGUGGCAGGACUCGAUCAUUGAGUACAUGGUCAACUGGAAGAAUCACCUCAGCGAGGUCCAGGCCCAGAAGACGGCCGGUGAGGACACGACAGGUAUCCAGACCAGGAAGAAGACUUACACGGAGAAUGACUCAUCCAAGUACUGGUGUCUCAAGUGGGAGAAUUCCUACGCCCUGGAUCACUUGGAGCAUCUUCACUCGCAGCAACCGCCGCCGAAGACGAAGGCAAAGAACUCCCGCGCGAAGAAGGGUGCCCGUUGA
Molecule: messenger RNA, 2958 nt
Organism: Diplodia corticola
Lineage: Eukaryota; Fungi; Ascomycota; Dothideomycetes; Botryosphaeriales; Botryosphaeriaceae
Product: ddt domain protein
Exons: 6
Coding region: 1-2958 (985 amino acids)
Source: RefSeq, a predicted model, not a curated record